AUGACCAAUAUUUCACUGUUUUCGUUAUACGCAUCAAGGUGGGAGGCAACACCAAACCGGACCUACGGAUACUUCAGAAUCGAGGUUCUUGCCAUUUUUGCUUCCAUCCUGCUUACUUGGGCUCUCAAUGUGUGGAUUGUGUGUGAAGCAAUCAGAAGGCUCUGCCACCAGAACAGAGAAAUCAAAGGCCCUCUUAUGUUUGGAGUUGCUUGCUUUGGAGUCAUCGUCAACUCCGUAAUGGUCUUCCUUCUUGGCCAUGGUCAUCACGGACACUCCCAUGAUCAUGGUCAUGAUCACCAUACGGAGGAGGAUACGGAGGCCGAGGGAGAAACAAUGAAUAUAAAUGUACUAGGAGCAUAUCUUCAUGUUAUUGGAGAUCUACUCCAGAAUGUAGGAGUGAUGAUAAGUGUUGGACUUAUCUGGUGGAAGCCAAAACUGAAGAUCAUCGAUCUCAUCUGUACAUUCAUCUUCUCUGUACUGGCUUUGGUAAGAACCUUGAGUACCACGCGGAAGCUACUUGACAUUCUGAUGGAGACUGCUCCAAGAGAGAUCGAUCCUAGUAGACUCUCCGCAGGUCUAUGCGACAUGGAUGAAGUAACGGCGGUCCACGAGCUUCAUAUAUGGUCUAUAACAGUCGGGAAAGUCUCUCUAUCCUGUCAUGUUAGGAUCAAGCCUGAUGCAGACACAGACGCUACGCUUGACAAGGUGAUUGAGUAUAUUAAGAGAGAGCAUAAAAUCAAUCAUGUAACUAUUCAAGUAGAGAGGGAACAGAACCCUUAA
Molecule: messenger RNA, 780 nt
Organism: Camelina sativa (false flax)
Lineage: Eukaryota; Viridiplantae; Streptophyta; Magnoliopsida; Brassicales; Brassicaceae
Source: RefSeq, a predicted model, not a curated record